This is a messenger RNA of Batrachochytrium dendrobatidis JAM81, 2446 nucleotides long. RefSeq lists its product as uncharacterized. The record is from RefSeq and is a predicted model, not a curated record. Gene Ontology annotation, cellular component: cytosol. NCBI's taxonomy places the organism in Eukaryota, Fungi, Chytridiomycota, Chytridiomycetes, Rhizophydiales. The transcript is spliced from 6 exons. The coding region runs from base 29 to 2407 and encodes 792 amino acids. Gene Ontology annotation, molecular function: flavin adenine dinucleotide binding; NADPH-hemoprotein reductase activity; FMN binding.
AAUUGUUACUAAAAUAAGCGUCAUCACUAUGGAAAAUGGAAUGGAUAUGGCCGACCUUGUCAUUCUUGCCUCAAUUGCUGUCCUGACUGCCGGCUUCUUUGCCUGGCGAAAUGGCUGCUCUGUAUUUGGCUUGUUUGAUAAUGCAGACAAGACUCCUUCCAGCGUAAAUGGCAAAGCUGCACCUCCCACUACUGGCACUAUGAGCCUUGAUAAAGCAACGCCAGCCUCGUCAUCAAAGAAGUCUCUCAUAAAAGAGGCAUCUGCACUUACUAAUGGUAACGGCCGCUUGUUUGUGAUUUUUGGAUCACAAACGGGUACAGCUGAAGAUCUUGCCACUCGUUUUGUCAAGGAAGCAUCGGAUGCUCUUGGAAUCUCCGCGUUGAUUUGUGACCCAGAAGAAUAUGAUUUGUCCGAGCUGGCAAAUUGGAGAUCCGAUGGUCAUAAAGACCUGUUUGGAUUUUUUUUUUCCACUUAUGGUGAGGGUGAACCUACUGACAAUGCAGCCGACUUUUACACAUGGCUGAUGAGUGGAAAAGGUAUUGGCUUGGAUGACACUGAGACUGACGAGGAAGACGCCAUGGUCGAGUCGCAAGCAUUGGCCGGGCUUGGCUAUUUCGUGUUUGCUCUUGGAAACAAAACAUACGAACAUUACAAUGCUAUUGGCCGCCGUAUUGAUAAACGAAUAACGAAACUUGGAGGUAUGCGUGUCGGAGAGCGUGGUGAAGGAGAUGAUGAUAAAAGUCUUGAAGAAGAUUUUUUGGCUUGGAAGUCAAACAUGAUAGCUGCAAUAGCGAAAUACUACGGAGUCAAUGCUACAUCUUCAAAAAGCAUGCGUGAUUGCCCUCAUGUUCCUGUAUUUGAUGUUGUCAGUGUACCUGAUGCCGAAUCCGUUUUCUCUGGUGAGCACUCGGCAUCACAUGUUCGUACAUGGACUCCUAGUGGCAGCGAUCUUGAUGGAUUCGAAAUUCUUUUCAACCAAGUAUAUAAAGAAAACAAACCUGCAACUGUGUUUGAUGCUAAACAUCCUUUUUACAGCAGAAUUGUAGCCAGCAAAACGCUUUUUCACAAAGCAUAUGAUACAAUUGAAUUUUCCGGCAAACAGAUGACUACUGAUAAUCCACCGUUUUGGACUGUAUCGGGAUCCAAAAUAUCUAUCCAACGUGAAUGCUAUCAUAUGGAAUUUGAUCUUACUGGGUCUGGAUUGGUGUACCACACUGGUGAUCAUGUUGGUGUAUGGGCAGACAACAAUCCAGUGACCGUGAAUCGUCUUGCAGCUGCUUUGGAUAUAAAAGAUCUUGACCGUGUGAUUGAUCUUAUACCACAUCCCAACAAUCCGUUGCAGAAUACCAAAAAGCCUUUUCCACUACCAUGUACACUUCGUGCAGCAUUCACAUACUAUCUUGAUCUAUCUGAAGUUUUAAAACAAUACCACCUUGAAACACUAGGCAAGUAUGCUUCUGAUGAAUCCGAAAAGCAGCGACUGUUUGAACUCUCUGAGGAUCGUCAAAAGUACGUCGAUAUUGUGCAAAAUGGAUGCAAAAAUCUUGCAGAAAUUCUCGAAGAAUUCAAGUCAGUCAAGGUUCCUCUCGGAGUUGUUCUUUUUGAGCUGCUAUCUCGAGUUGCAGUUCGAUAUUACUCAAUCUCUUCCUCAUCUGCUGAAACUCCUGAAAAGUUGACCAUCACUGCAGUACUUGUAAGGUAUGCAAUCGCAUCAGCCCCUGCACUGUCUGAUAGCAAGCAAAAAUCAAAGGUGGUAGUAAAGGAAGGUUUGGCCACAUCGUGUCUGCAACGUAAGCAUCUGUCAGGAAUCAUUGGUGAUACAAACAUUGAUUCGUUUGCAGAUACAGACAAGCACUGCAGUGUUCCUACCCAUUACUUGCCCAUUUGCAUCCGCACAUCCACGUUUCGCCUUCCUGCCGAUACAACUACACCGGUGAUGAUGGUUGGGCCAGGUACAGGCGUAGCACCUUUUCGUGCCUUUGUUAUCGAACGAGUUUUGGCAGCCAAGCAAGGCAAAGUGGUUGGUUCUACAUGGCUUUUUAAUGGCUGUCGUCGCAAGGCAGAAGAUGAUCUGUAUCAUGAAGAAUUUGCAAAACUGCAACAAAUGUGCAAGACUGAGAAUCUAAAGAUUGAUUUACGUAUCCACACUGCCUAUUCGCGAGAUACUGCACAAAAGGUCUAUGUGCAGCAUCUGUUGGCCCAACACAGUGAUGAAAUCUGGGAUUUGCUGUAUACUCGACGUGGGUAUUUUUACAUCUGUGGUGAUGCAAAGUACAUGGCACAUGAUGUAUCGAAAGCACUUGGCACGAUUGCAGAGAAGACAGGAGGAAUGGCAGAAGAGGGAGGCAAGCAAUGGCUCAAGGAUAUCAAGACCAGCGGUCGCUACUUUGAAGAUGUUUGGUCGUGAGAGAAUGAAGUUUAUAAAUGAACUGGUUUGGUAUAUUAG